CUACAAUAUCUCAGUCGUUCAGGUGCUUUCGUCUCGACUACAACUGAAAAAAAAGAAAACAAAAAGAAAAAGGAAAACGGAAAGAAAGGUGGCACUCCUUAUGGCAAUGUCUGGCAAUUGGGUUGAAUGUCCCUUUAAUAGGUUUCACCGAAUUUUGCCGACACGGCUAGUACUUCAUUUGAAUCGGUGUGCUCGCAAUUAUUCGGGACUCAAGAUGGUGCGAUGUCCUUUUGAUAUUACUCAUGUCGUGAGAAUCGCGGAAAUGGAGGCCCAUGUUCCUAUGUGUCCAAGCCGGAAAAUGGAAGAAUUGGGGGUCGAUCAAUGCCACGCGCACCAGAUCCUUCCAAAAAGGAAACGUCUGACACACCAUGGGAUGACGAGCCUGAUGUUCCUACCUAUAAUCCAGCACUUUAUUGCGCCGUAA
This is a messenger RNA of Drosophila willistoni, 424 nucleotides long. RefSeq names its product gametocyte-specific factor 1-like. Lineage: Eukaryota; Metazoa; Arthropoda; Insecta; Diptera; Drosophilidae. The record is from RefSeq and is a predicted model, not a curated record. The coding region runs from base 101 to 424 and encodes 107 amino acids. The transcript has 2 exons.